GGAAUGGAAUAGCAAUUUGUGACUACUGUUAUCCAGUUAGCGAAUAUCUACAUGGUGUGCGUAAAAUGCUCCUGAAUGUUUGUAAUAUACACUUUGAUACUUGUACUGUCAUCACUGCCACUAACUCAUUGUGUUACUGAUUCGUCAACAAAGUUCCCAGAACCAAAGAAUGACUCACGAGUCCUCGUUUUCGAAUCGUCCUCGCUCUUUCUAGUCCUGAAUUUCGACAACUUCAUUCCGAAGAACUGUGCCUAUAACGUAGACCGAUUAGGAAUGCUUGACAGCAGUCUGAAUUAUCAACUUACAAUUUCGGACUGUGAUUGGAGUAUGGAUUUGUUGAGGUCAUUAAUUGAGGAUUUGGACCUUCAAUUUUAUAAUAACCAUGAUUCGGUUCUGGAGCGGGAAAAGCGAACUCCGACUGCGGAAGACCUUAUCAAGUUUGAAGAUCAGAAUCGACUCAGGUUGGACAAUAUCACGGACCCCGAGUUUGGAAACCAGUGGCACUUAGUCAAUAGAUUAGUGCCUGGCAAUGAUGUGGAGUGCUGGGAGGUGUGGGAAGCAGGCAUUCUGGGAGACAACACUCACGUCGCCAUCAUUGACGACGGAGUGGAGUGGCAGAACCCAGACAUCCAAGACAACUUUUGUUGGAAAUGCAGCUAUGAUCUCAACGGAGAAGAUGGGGAUCCAACACCUAGACUGGACAUUGAGAAUGGCAAUCAUCACGGGACACGGUGUGCAGGGUUGAUUGGAGCUGUUGCAAACAAUGUGUGUGGCGUCGGCGUUGCUCCCCGCUCCAAAAUUGGAGGUAUCCGCGUGCUUGAUGGAGUAAUCACUGAUGCAUUAGAAUCCCGUGCUUACCAUGUUGGGUUUCAUAGCAACGAUAUCUACAGCUGUUCCUGGGGUCCAAAAGACAAUGGAACAGUUAUUGACGGCCCUCAUAAACUCACCAAGGAGGCCAUGAUUUAUGCGGCCAAUGUGGGACGCAAUGGAAGAGGUGCUUUGAUUGUGGUAGCAAGUGGCAACGGUGCUUCCUACGAAGACUCCUGUGCAUUCGACGGAUACGCCUCCUCUGUGUACACUCUAACCAUUGGUGCCAUUGACAGUCAUGAUCAAGUUCCUGGUUACUGCGAGAGUUGCUCUGGUCUGCUGGGUCUGGCAUACAGUGGAGGAGACUCGUAUACCGUUCCUUUCAGUCCUGGAGUGACUACUACUGACUGGUUGUUGGGUCUAGGAACUGGGUGCACCGAUUCGUUUUCUGGAACAUCAGCGUCUGCACCCCUAGCUGCUGGCAUAUACAGUCUCGUUCUCGAAGCGCGUCCUUGUUUGAUUGUGCGCGACGUGUUCUGGAUAACAGCAUUAACUAGUCGACAUGUUGCAAUGAUGACAGCCGAAGUGAGCGAACCGUGGUCAUUGAAUGGAGCUGGGCUGUACCACACGAACAAACACGGUUUCGGAAUCCUAUCUGCAACUAGACUGGUCAAAGCGGCUUUGGUAUGGCCCGGAGUUCCCUGGAUGACGAUAUUUUCUACACCGGUUUUGAAUGGAGAUGGUGAUUUGAAAUUCACAGUUCACGAUGAGCUAAAAGUCACCUACAACCUAACUGAAGAAACGGCGAGUGAGUUCUACUUAUACACUAUAGAACAGGUCGUCCUGACUAUCAAGGCCUGGGCUCCAGCGAGAGGCGCUAUCUCAGGGGUGCUGACUUCCCCAGCAGGCUCCAAAUCACGUCUAAUACCCACUCGCAAGAACGAUUUAGAUGAGCAACUUUUGCAGUUCAACUUCAACUCUCUGCAUUUCUUUGGCGAAUCACCCGUGGGUGCGUGGAAGCUUACCCUAACUCUUGAACCGUUCGCUAAACACGGUCGUAUCUCACAAGGAUCCAUAUCAGAUUUUCUUGCCACUGUAAAGGAGACGCUGGGAUUUGGAUCUGAUGGUGCUUGUCUGGAUAAGUAUGGAGAACAGUCUAAAACAUGUGCAGUCCUGCAUUACUGGAGAUUGACUUUUCAUGGGUCACCACUGCCUCACGAGGAAGUUGCUAAGAGAAUCAAAUUGGUGGAGGAAGCGCAGAGUUUGGACAUUGAUGACCUGAAGACGCUAUCAAUGAACUUGACCUGCAGUCAGCGACUGAUUGACUUCGGCCACAACGAACAUCUCAUUCCUUAUUACGUUCUUAAGACACUCUGCCUGCUUGAACUGUUCAUUGGACUUAUGGGUGUCUGGAUAAUACUAGAAGAUCUGGUCAUUCCAAUGUGCUGCUGUGUCGAAGAAGACGAGAACGAAAACCUACCCCUCCUCCCCCACCAAGCAGAACCGGCAGUGUCGGAAGGAGAAAAGUUGCGGGGUGCAUGCGAAGACAGGGUAGUGCAUUGUUUGUCGUCAGUGAAGUCUUGUUGUAAUAGAUUAUGCGCAGGAAAACUUAACAACAGAGUAUCUCAAGUUGUGAAUGACGAAGAACUCCUUCCACUUUCACCGUCAUAACCUUUUAUGUAAUUGACUGUGCACAUCAAACGUAGCCUUGUCAUCUUCGCAGAACCUUUCUUAACGAGGUCUCAUAGCAGUAUCUUAAAAUAAAGGCCAUUUUAUUAACAUAGGAGCUUUUGAGCUCUUUGCGGAGAACUGCUGUUGUGACCGCAAUGAAAAAUUUUGCUUUUUUGGUUAAUUUACUGUGUUUACACGAACCUAGCGUAGUGUGAUAGUACGAUGCAUCUUUUUUUUUUUCAACCAAAAUUGCAAUUAAAAGUUCCACUUUUUAGUGGAACUUAUGAGUUAGUAGGUUAGCAUUAGGUUACAUUUGAUUAGCAAUAAACUAACACAGAUGAUGCUUUUUUGAUUCUUCAAUUGAAACCGAACAAAGCUGUUUUUAAUAAAGCUGUUUAAAAAUCAUUUAAGAAAUUUUCCAAUUCGAAUUACCUCGCGAGUUUUUUGAAAUGCUAACGCAAUUUAGCUUAAUACACUAAUUGAUUGCAUGCAAAGUUAGCGUGGUUGUCUUCAGCUUACUACUUUCAAUAUAUUACUUGAAAAUUUGUCAGUUGUUGUGCUUUUUAAUGCUCCUGGAGGCUUUGUCUCUGUGUGAGAAAUGUUGCUUCACACUCAGGCAACUGAUUUGAACCGCGUGGUUCCAGUUGGGAUAAGAAUAUUUAUAUGACAAGCUAAUCUGCUGGGCUCUGAAAUUUGAGACUAUAUCUCAAAAUUUAUUUCCAGCAUUAAUUAAUAAACAUGAAAGUAGUGAAUACUCUUAUAUAGGUCUUGGUGAAUUUUUUCCUUGUUUUUGUUUUCAGGAAAAAUUAAUUAAGCUUGUUCACGCUAAAGUUUGAUUUUUUUUGCUGUUGGACUUUUGAUUUCUUUUUAAAUCCAUUUCUUUUUUUUUGUUGGAAGGAAGGCAAACUCGACUAUUGAAUAGCAAAAGCUCAAAGGUCAAAUAAAGGUCUAGUUUCGAAUUGGUAUUUCAAUUAUCAGAUUUCCCAGCGGAGUAAAAAGCUAACUGGAACCAGUUUAAAACAAGUAUUUAUAACCAAUUAUAUUCUUGAUAAAACUAUCACGAUAAAAUAUUCCUUUCUAACCAAUCAUGAUCCAUAACUAACGCUGACAAUUAUUUGUAGUGCUGAAACUUUUUGUAGUUUCAGCAACAGAAGAAUUUGAACAAAUCUUAGAAGACAGUUGUUCUCCUUUGGAACAAGUUCCAUAAACCUAACUCGCGAAUACCAUUAUACACUAGAUCUAUUGCGACUAGGAGAUAUAAGAGUAUUAAGAUUGGUAUUAGACUAAGAAGUUGCACGAAUAUCCUGCCGAAAAUAAGAUAGCGUGACGAACAGACGGUGUGCCUUAUUUGAAAUUACUCUAUGAGUAUGAUACCUCUAGCAAUAACUCAUAACCUAUUGAUCCGUUUU
Messenger RNA from Symsagittifera roscoffensis, 3887 nucleotides. Its product is annotated as proprotein convertase subtilisin/kexin type 7-like. The transcript has 13 exons. The record is from RefSeq and is a predicted model, not a curated record. Gene Ontology annotation, cellular component: trans-Golgi network; Golgi membrane. Bases 76 to 2478 code for a protein of 800 amino acids. Gene Ontology annotation, molecular function: serine-type endopeptidase activity. Gene Ontology annotation, biological process: protein processing. Lineage: Eukaryota; Metazoa; Xenacoelomorpha; Acoela; Convolutidae.